AUGUCUAACCUUCCUCACGAGCCCGAGUUCGAGCAGGCCUACAAGGAGCUUGCCUCGACCCUUGAGAACUCCACCCUCUUCCAGAAGAACCCCGAAUACCGCAAGGCCCUUGCUGUCGUCUCCGUCCCCGAGCGUGUCAUCCAGUUCCGUGUCGUCUGGGAGGAUGAUGCCGGCAACGUCCAGGUCAACCGCGGUUUCCGUGUCCAGUUCAACAGCGCCCUCGGUCCCUACAAGGGUGGUCUUCGUUUCCACCCCUCCGUCAACUUGUCCAUCCUCAAGUUCCUUGGUUUCGAGCAGAUCUUCAAGAAUGCUCUCACUGGCCUGAACAUGGGUGGUGGUAAGGGUGGUUCCGACUUCGACCCCAAGGGCAAGUCCGACAACGAGAUCCGUCGCUUCUGUGUUUCCUUCAUGACCGAGCUCUGCAAGCACAUCGGUGCCGACACUGAUGUUCCCGCUGGUGACAUCGGUGUCACCGGUCGUGAGGUCGGUUUCCUCUUCGGCCAGUACCGCAAGAUCCGCAACCAGUGGGAGGGUGUUCUCACCGGUAAGGGUGGCAGCUGGGGUGGUUCCCUCAUCCGCCCUGAGGCCACCGGUUACGGUGUUGUCUACUACGUCGAGCACAUGAUUGCUCACGCCACCAACGGCCAGGAGUCCUUCAAGGGCAAGCGCGUUGCCAUCUCCGGUUCCGGUAACGUUGCCCAGUACGCCGCCCUCAAGGUCAUUGAGCUCGGCGGUUCCGUCGUCUCCCUGAGCGACAGCCAGGGCUCCCUCAUCAUCAACGGCGAGGGUAGCUUCACCCCCGAGGAGAUCGAGCUCAUCGCUCAGACCAAGGUCGAGCGCAAGCAGCUCGCCAGCAUCGUCGGUGCUGCUCCCUUCAGCGACGCCAACAAGUUCAAGUACAUUGCUGGUGCCCGCCCCUGGGUUCACGUCGGCAAGGUCGACGUCGCUCUCCCCUCCGCUACCCAGAACGAAGUUUCCGGCGAGGAGGCCCAGGUCCUCAUCAACGCUGGCUGCAAGUUCAUCGCCGAGGGUUCCAACAUGGGUUGCACCCAGGAGGCCAUCGACACCUUCGAGGCCCACCGUACCGCCAACGCUGGCGCGGCUGCCAUCUGGUACGCCCCCGGUAAGGCCGCCAACGCCGGUGGUGUCGCUGUCUCCGGUCUGGAGAUGGCUCAGAACUCUGCCCGCCUCAGCUGGACUUCUGAGGAGGUUGAUGCCCGUCUUAAGGACAUCAUGCGCGACUGCUUCAAGAACGGUCUUGAGACUGCUCAGGAGUACGCCACCCCCGCUGAGGGUGUCCUGCCUUCCCUGGUGACCGGAUCCAACAUUGCCGGUUUCACCAAGGUGGCUGCCGCCAUGAAGGACCAGGGUGACUGGUGGUAA
This is a messenger RNA of Aspergillus niger, 1383 nucleotides long. It is a transcript of the gene gdhA, whose product is annotated as NADP-dependent glutamate dehydrogenase gdhA from patent WO9951756-A-Aspergillus niger. The coding region runs from base 1 to 1383 and encodes 460 amino acids. NCBI's taxonomy places the organism in Eukaryota, Fungi, Ascomycota, Eurotiomycetes, Eurotiales, Aspergillaceae. Gene Ontology annotation, molecular function: L-glutamate dehydrogenase (NADP+) activity. The record is from RefSeq and is a predicted model, not a curated record. The transcript has 3 exons. Gene Ontology annotation, cellular component: cytosol.